CGGAGCAGGAACUCGUUUUAGCAUUGCUGGGUCUGUGUUAGAUUUAAAAUCAGUGAAAAAAAGUAGGAAUCAGUUUGGUUUGAAUUGACAUUUCAACUAAAAUGGCAUAUCAGUACCGACCGCAGCAACAUAACACUCCGGUCGAUCAAAGCUUUCUAUGGAAUAUAUUUCAAAGAGUGGAUAAAGACAGGAGUGGAUCGAUAUCAGAUUCCGAACUUCAGCAGGCCUUGUCUAAUGGAACGUGGACCCCCUUUAAUCCAGUGACAGUCAGAUCAAUCGUUUCCAUGUUUGACAGGGACAACAAAGGCGGAGUGAAUUUUAAUGAAUUUUCCGGUGUAUGGAAAUAUAUCACUGACUGGCAAAACAUCUUCCGAACAUACGACCGAGACAACUCUGGGCUGAUUGACAGAAAUGAACUCAAGCAAGCAUUGACUGGGUUUGGUGAGCAAAGUUAUCGUCUUACCGAUCAGUUCUAUGAUGUUCUCAUUCAGAAGUUUGACAGACAGAGAAAGGGGCAGGUGGCUUUUGAUGACUUUGUUCAGUGUUGUAUUGUACUACAGAGGUUCACAGAUGUAUUCAGAAGAUAUGAUACAGAUCAAGAUGGCUGGAUUCAAGUGUCAUAUGAACAGUACUUAUCCAUGGUCUUCAGUGUUCUAUAGAA
This is a messenger RNA of Polyodon spathula (Mississippi paddlefish), 661 nucleotides long. Its product is annotated as programmed cell death protein 6-like. The record is from RefSeq and is a predicted model, not a curated record. NCBI's taxonomy places the organism in Eukaryota, Metazoa, Chordata, Actinopteri, Acipenseriformes, Polyodontidae. Gene Ontology annotation, molecular function: calcium ion binding. Bases 102 to 659 code for a protein of 185 amino acids. The transcript has 6 exons.